Molecule: messenger RNA, 456 nt
Organism: Belonocnema kinseyi
Lineage: Eukaryota; Metazoa; Arthropoda; Insecta; Hymenoptera; Cynipidae
Exons: 2
Coding region: 1-456 (151 amino acids)
Biological process (GO): DNA repair; telomere maintenance
Molecular function (GO): DNA helicase activity
Source: RefSeq, a predicted model, not a curated record
AUGGAAUUUACAGGUAUUGCAACAACAUUACUUCCACAAGGAAAGACUGCACAUAAAACUUUCGGCAUACCAGUUCGUUUAUUUUCUGAUUCCGUCUCCCGUAUAAAAACUCAAUCUAAAAAUGCUAAAUACUUACGAGAAAUAGAUAUUUUUAUUUGGGACGAAGCUCCAGCGGCCCCAAGGUAUGCUUUGGAAUUACUAUAUCGAACAUUACGUGACUUCAUGAAUGUUGAUUCACUAUUUGAUGGGGAAAUUAUCAUUCUUGGCGGAAAUUUUAGGCAGUUACUGCCUGUGCAAACUCAUGCGAUUCGCAGCGAAAAAUAUGAGUACUUUACCACAAGAAGCAGAUCUCGAAAAGUAUUUAUUGUCUGUGGAGAUGGUACUUUAUAUGACUAUCAGAAUUAUUUAAUAGCUCCAGAAAAAUGUGUAGCUACUAGAACCGAGGAUAUAGUAUAG